AUGAUGAUAUUGAGGACAUGGAUUCAGGAUGAUAGCAAAGUGUCUGCCUCGGAAUUGAAAGCUUUGGAGGGGGUUUCCUCAACUAUGGCAAUGGAUGAUGCAUCGGUGGAAGAGUGCACAGAUGUUUUUGUAACGGAUGGAACUGGAAGUCAAUCGAUGCAUAAUGGAGACGAGGAUGAUGUAGCUGGUGUCAUCAAUAUGUUGGACUAG
This is a messenger RNA of Linum trigynum, 210 nucleotides long. NCBI's taxonomy places the organism in Eukaryota, Viridiplantae, Streptophyta, Magnoliopsida, Malpighiales, Linaceae. The record is from the annotation of a GenBank genome assembly.